AUGACAGCUACGCCGUCUAUCGCCUGCAUAGGCAUCAUAGGCAAACAUGUCAGGACUACGAAAGCUGAUGAACCCCUCCACAUCUCCCUCUUCCCACCACACGAAGAGCAGGAACUAGAUAUGUCCUUCAUUCUGAAUUCAAGCCUUGACAUAUUCGAUAUACGUACUCGCGCAAAGACGGUCGACCAGGAUCUGGGUCUACUCCAUGCAGUUGAUGAACGCCUGGCGGCCUAUGGCUGGCUUACCAACACAGGCAUCAAGUUCAUCAUCAUAGUCGAUAUGAUGGGACGGCUAGCCAAAGAAGAGCCAGAUGACAAGCGGAAGGCGCAGCCAAUCGUCGGUCUCAGGGAUGCUGAGAUGAAGCCAGCUUUUCGAGCUGUGCAGACUGCCUAUAUCCAGCUCAUGCUGAAUCCUUUCUUCACUCCGGAGGAACGUACGCCGUUGCAAUUGGCCAAUUCGAAUGGUCGGCCUGCCACCAUCACAAGCAAGAAGUUUGCAACAGAACUGCAACGGAUAGGACACGCAUGGUCUCCCGGCGUCACGAGCAUAUGA
Messenger RNA from Cyphellophora europaea CBS 101466, 552 nucleotides. RefSeq lists its product as uncharacterized. Gene Ontology annotation, cellular component: TRAPP complex; nucleus; cytoplasm. Lineage: Eukaryota; Fungi; Ascomycota; Eurotiomycetes; Chaetothyriales; Cyphellophoraceae. The coding region runs from base 1 to 552 and encodes 183 amino acids. The record is from RefSeq and is a predicted model, not a curated record. The transcript is spliced from 2 exons. Gene Ontology annotation, biological process: endoplasmic reticulum to Golgi vesicle-mediated transport.